CAACCCUGCACUCUAUACACAGUGCACCCCUCAACCCUGCACUCAAUACACAGUGCACCCCUCAACCCUGCACUCUAUACACAGCGCACCCCUCAACCUUGCACUCUGUACACAGCGCACCCCUCAACCCUGCACUCUAUACACAGUGCACCCCUCAACCCUGCACUCUGUACACAGCGCACCCCUCAACACUGCAUUCUGUAUAUAACACAGUCUUCAAUCCUGCACACUGUAUGUAGCACACUCUUUAACUCAGCACUCUGUAUUUAGUGUACGCCUCAACACUGCACUCUGUACGUUGCGCACUUCUGAACACCUGCCAGCUGUGCCCAGCCCUGCCACCCCCCUCCCCUGCA
Staurois parvus is the source of this 356-nucleotide messenger RNA. NCBI's taxonomy places the organism in Eukaryota, Metazoa, Chordata, Amphibia, Anura, Ranidae. The record is from the annotation of a GenBank genome assembly.